Molecule: messenger RNA, 1800 nt
Organism: Aspergillus wentii DTO 134E9
Lineage: Eukaryota; Fungi; Ascomycota; Eurotiomycetes; Eurotiales; Aspergillaceae
Gene: trm82
Product: putative tRNA methyltransferase
Exons: 3
Coding region: 158-1675 (505 amino acids)
Biological process (GO): RNA (guanine-N7)-methylation
Cellular component (GO): tRNA methyltransferase complex; nucleus; cytosol
Molecular function (GO): protein binding; tRNA (guanine(46)-N7)-methyltransferase activity
Source: RefSeq, a predicted model, not a curated record
GGUUUAAUUGUUAUGGCCAAUGAGAUUUCUUAAGGCCGUAUCGCUUGCUAUCCCAUCCUCGUACUUCUGACAGAACUUUUUCCGUGGCCAAGUCAGAUCCCCAACACUAGUCUACUAUCGCAGCUUCUGGUCAAGUUCUAGUUACACUCCAACCACCAUGAGCUUCCAACAUCCAUUCCAUUGCGUCCGGUUCAUCAAGAGACAGCAAAGUGGCGCACAGAAUCUGCUGGUUGCCACAGCUGGACCAAAGAUUUAUUCUUUUGCUGCGGAGAGUGGGCAGCGACUCGCUGUUUGGCCACAAGAUGUAGAGCCAAGCAAAGAAGACAGCUCCAAAGACAUUGGCACAGAAGCCAGUCCUGAAGAUCAAACACCACCAGAGAAGAAGAUCAAAGUUACUCCAUCCACAGAUCAGACAGCUGGAGAAGAUCCGAAGUCGACAAGUCAAGAAUCCAAAAAGCCCAAGACCCCCGCCUGGUCGAGCAUCCCUCUACUGAUCGCUUCCUCUGAUGGGAAGCACGUCGUGGCUCUCACAUCAGAAGACAAGUGUCUUCGUGUUUUCGCGGUAGGGAGGGACGGGUCCCUCCAGCAAUUGAGCGAAAGAGUCAUGCCGAAGCGGCCGUCUGCCAUUGUAUUUGCUUGCAAUGACAGCACGAUCUUGUCCGGCGAUAAGUUUGGUGAUGUUUACUCGCUGCCGCUGAUCCCCAGCGAAACACCAGCAACUAAAACACCCAACCCGGCAAAGACAUACCAGCCCAAGGCAACAACUCUUACUGUGCAUACUAAGCGGAAUCUGGCUGCAUUGGAACAGCAGAUUCUCCAUUCUAACCAGAAUGCGAGCACUGUAGCAGAAAAGGCCGGUCCGGAUUUCGAAUGCGAUUUGAUUCUCGGCCAUGUGUCACUGCUCACGGAUGUGGCCUAUGUAUCCCUUUCAUUGGAAACGGGUGCCAAACGCACAUACGUCUUGACUGCGGAUCGGGAUGAGCAUAUUCGUGUAUCCCGCGGGCCUCCUCAGGCACAUGUCAUUGAAAAUUACUGUUUCGGCCACAAUUCAUUCAUAAGCAAACUUUGUAUUCCCCAAUGGGAGCCAGAGCUUCUCAUCUCUGGCGGUGGUGACAACUUCUUGCUGGUUUGGAAGUGGUCGGAGGGCCAAAUCUUACAGAAGGUUCCGCUAGUAGAGGAGACAUCCCAGACAGAAGUCAUUGUUCGUGGGAUCUGGGCAGUGCCGUUCGCUGAAUCGACAAAGUCGGAGAGCCUGAAGGUCAUUCUCGUCGCACUUGAAGGGUCUUCGCAACUCCUUUCGUAUACCCUACAAUCAGACGGUACAUUGAAACCCCAGGGUUCUAUCCAGGUUUCUGGAAAUGCUCUCGAUGUCACAGGCGUCGAAAGAAAUGGCACGAUUAUGGUUUCCGUCGAUGGUGUUCGCGAGGCUGGAUCAACCCAACACUGGAGAGCCAGUCCUGCUUCAUCUCAAGCCCUUAUUGAAUCAUACCGUGCAAAGCUGAGUUCGGAGGGCUUGGAAUGGGAACCUACCAACGACCCAGCUACUUCUAGAAUCAAUUCUGAGGGCACAUCGGAAUUGACAGCAGCAGCUGAGGACAAGAAGCGGAAUGAGCUGAAUGAAUCUUUGUAUGCACUGGGGAAUCUCAGAAAGAAGGCGGGUGCAGAGGAUGCAUAGGGCAAAAAUAUUGUAAUUUAGGGCCAGAUAUCAAACCAAUUAUGUAAAUAAAGAAAUCAUGCAAGCAUAAUUUCUUUUUAUUCAGACUAUGUAAAAAUGUCCAUCUUACGUUGUCAGCACCGAUG